Messenger RNA from Nothobranchius furzeri (turquoise killifish), 24879 nucleotides. It is a transcript of the gene zbtb20, whose product is annotated as zinc finger and BTB domain containing 20. Gene Ontology annotation, biological process: regulation of transcription by RNA polymerase II. NCBI's taxonomy places the organism in Eukaryota, Metazoa, Chordata, Actinopteri, Cyprinodontiformes, Nothobranchiidae. Gene Ontology annotation, molecular function: DNA-binding transcription factor activity, RNA polymerase II-specific; protein binding; RNA polymerase II cis-regulatory region sequence-specific DNA binding. The record is from RefSeq and is a predicted model, not a curated record.
UUAAAGUACUCCAUGUAUAUAGUUAAAAAAUGGGAGGGCGCACUUGAACCGAGCUGCUCUAUGAAGGUAGGCUGCAGCGUGUGUUUAUUGAUGAGAUGAAAAGAAGAUGGAAGUGAGAAAUGAAACAAAGUAAAAGGGGCGCACUGAAAAAGAAAAACUAAAACGUGCUUCGUCGGGGGAGAGCGAGCGAGAAGACGGGGGAGCCGCGGACACGCUAUCGCGACUUUUUCAGCGAGCUUCGAAGUGCAGAGCCGAGCAACACAUGAUUUGGACAGAGAGGACUGACAGCAUUGCCUAGCGCCAGGCCUCUGAUCAGCCAUCUCCACCAGCAAAUGAAAGCCUGACCCGCACUUCAUCACCAGCCUUCACAAGCAUUUCAUUAAAACAAAACAAAACACACAAUAACGUCAUCUAACUGUGACAUCAGUUGCAAGGGGAUGACCGAGCGCAUUCAUAACAUCAAUCUCCACAACUUCAGCAAUUCUGUACUCGAGACCCUCAAUGAGCAGCGCAACCGCGGGCACUUCUGUGACGUGACCGUUCGGAUCCAUGGAAGUAUGCUGCGAGCUCACCGGUGCGUGCUGGCUGCUGGAAGCCCCUUCUUUCAGGACAAGCUGCUCUUGGGCUACAGCGACAUCGAGAUCCCCUCCGUGGUCUCAGUGCAAUCCAUCCAGAAGCUGAUAGACUUUAUGUACAGUGGAAUCCUGCGAGUGUCUCAGUCAGAAGCUCUGCAGAUACUUACUGCUGCCAGCAUCCUGCAGAUUAAGACCGUCAUUGAUGAGUGCACCCGCAUCGUGUCCCAGAACGUGGGCCUGGCAGGCCCGGGGGGUUUUCCAGUUAUACCAGGAGAUUCUGGUCAGGAAACGCCUCGAGGCACGCCAGAGUCUGGCACCUCCGGGCCCAGCAGUGAUGCAGAGUCAGGUUAUAUGCAAGCAACAUCUCAGCAAAGUGUAGAACGUACUUACACGUCGCUCUACUCCUACCCGGGCCAUUCUCUGCAGAACGGCACCCGCGAGCGCCCCCUUUACAUUAACCCUUUGUCGACAAAUUAUGACUCAAGCACUCAGAAGGACCAGCAAUCUCAGGAUCCACCCUGGAUGAACCGAAUCCAGGAGAGAUCUCAGCAGAUCGAUCGCUUCAUUUCCACUGCAGAGUCCACUCACUGCCGCAAGCAACCCCGACCGGUACGCAUUCAAACAGGAGGGAUGCACAUCAAGGAGGAGGCCGAAGACGAGUACACCUGCUACGAUGACAUGGGGGACUGCCAAGACGACACAGAUCACAACGAGGGGGUAGAGGGUGAAUCCAAGAUUGAAAGUUUUGACUCAGGGGUGAGCUCCUCCAUCAGUACAGAGCCAGACAUCAUGGAGCAGCAGUCGUACCUGACGGGCUAUGGGCGAGACGGGGGCGGGGAGGUGCAGCAGGGCAAUGGAGCUCCGGUGCAGAUAAAGGUCAACGACUCAUCCCCCGAGCAGAUGCAAAAGGCAGAGGAUGGAGACACAUCCCACAGCACUAGUGACAGUAGCAUGAUGCAGCCGCAGCCAAACCCAAUCAAACUCAGUCCCAUGUCGCAGUACAUGCGCCAGAUAGAAUCACACACCAGCAAUCUGAGGAUGCCGCUCACGGUGACCAGCAACUCCCAGGUGAUAGGCUCUGGUGGAAGCACCUUCCUGCCCACUCUCUUUCCUACACAGCCGGCUAGAGACCACAAGCCUUUCCUUUACCUUUCUGGCCAGCAGCAACCCCAGUUUGUGGCAGUGCCGCCCCCCACAAUGCCAUCAUUCCCAAACCCCAUGUCGGUACCACAGGCUGCAGCUCAGCAGCAGCAGGCUGCUGGAGGGAUUGGUCAGGGAGAGAAGAAGCCCUAUGAAUGCACUCUCUGCAGUAAAACCUUCACUGCAAAACAGAACUACGUCAAACACAUGUUUGUCCACACUGGUGAGAAGCCUCAUCAGUGCAGCAUCUGCUGGCGCUCGUUCUCCCUGAAGGAUUACUUAAUUAAACAUAUGGUGACACACACAGGGGUGCGGGCCUACCAGUGCAGCAUCUGCAACAAGCGUUUUACCCAGAAGAGCUCUCUCAACGUCCACAUGCGGCUGCACCGUGGAGAGAAGUCCUAUGAGUGCUACAUCUGCAAGAAGAAAUUCUCACACAAGACCUUGCUGGAGAGGCACAUGGCCCUGCACAGCACAGCCAGCGCCAUCACGGGGCUGUCGGCAAGCACGGGCGCCCCGGGCCCAGUCUCCAUCCCCAUGCCUAUGGCCGUCCCCGAGCCCGGAGCUGGAGUGGUGGCCCUCGCCAUGCCAGUAAGUGGAGGUGCUGGAGUCGGGGCCGGGGUUGGAACAGGAGUGGGUGUAGCUGCUGAAGCGAGCUGCCAAGAAGGGACCACCUACGUGUGCUCCGUCUGCCCUGCCAAGUUCGACCAAAUGGAGCUCUUCAAUGACCACAUGCGAAUGCAUGUCUCCGAUGGAUAAGUACAAACAAGAAAAAAAAACUUCUUUCAAAAAGAAUGACAAAUACAAUGGCACUAGAUUUUCCUUUUCUUAUUUUGAGGUAUGAAGAGUAAUGAGUAUAGACACUGGCACAUUAAGUUUCCCCAAAAAAAGUCUCUUUCUUUUUUGUUAUUCUAAAAGAAAAAAAAAGAUGGUGGCCUUAAGGUUUAGUAGUUUGAUAUUGAUCUACUGGAUGGAUCCGAACUACAGGCCUCUAAAUGUAUGCUUUCCUAAAAUACUGAUUUAUGUGUUGAACACUACCGAAAGGCCUACGAAAGAAACACAUACACACAAACACACCUUUAGUGUAGAAGAGUCGGCGUGACUAUAAAUGAGCAAAUAUGUUUGUGUUUUUACAUGUGUCUGUUUAUUUGUUCAAGCGUGUGUGUGUGUGUGUGUGUGUGUGUGUGUGUGUGUGUGUGUGUGUGUGUGUGUGUGUGUGCGCACGCGCGCACUGCCAUGAAACAGAAGUCAUGGUGGUUGUAAACCCAUACUGACCAGUUUGGAAACUAUAGAUGUCCAAGCUUACUGUGGUAUAAUUUUCAACAAUAACAAUAAACAAAACAAAAAAAAAAACCUGAAAAAAAUACAUCUGGGGUUGGGCUACAUAUUCCCUCUAAAAUACAGAUGGUCACAAGAUUGCCUUCUUACAUCUAAAAAAGGAGAGUACUUAAUUUGACACUGGGUUUUAUUUAUUCCUGUGGUUUUAAGGGAUUGUAAUGCAGCUGUUGUCAAGGUACCAAUCUGAAUCAUUCUUCUGAGCUGCAACUUCCUGUCAGAUGUGAUGGGGAGAAGGAGUUCUCAUGCUUUAGAGUUCUUAUCCAUGCAUUUUGGUGGUUUACAAAAUUUUGGCGUGUUGAUGAGACAGUAUUUGAGCUAAAUAAUGUUCUUAUUUCUUCUCUGGAGUUUAACACAUUUGCAUCCACUGCCUCUUCAAAUCCUGAAAGACUGUUAAGGCUACAGGACCUCUUCCGCUGCAAAACCUAUACAAACACAGGAAGAGCCUUUUUGCUGAUAUGUAUUUUUUUUUGUUUGUUUUUUAGCCUUUUACAUUUACAGUCUCGGCAGGCUGGAACAUGUGUUUAAACUCCUUCAUUAUUGCUGCUCCUCAACUUGCACCCGACUGUUAUGGGAUAGUUAUAAAAAAAAAAGAAGAAUUUGUCUCUUAAACUAUUGAGUAGCCUGCUUAAUUUGAAUUUCAUAAUUGAAUUAGGAUUUAGUCGGGAGGGGUAGGCUAGUUGUUGAUUACAACAGUGUUUUGAAAUAUGGUGUAAUUGAAUUUGAAUUGGACCUAAAAGCGGAAAAAUUGCCUCCCUGAUCCUUUAACGUCUUUACAAUCAGUUUUUUUCUACGACUGCAAAGCUAUUUCAGCAGCUGGGAGCUGAAUGCAUUACGUUCGUGCAUUUGGCUCUCCCUAAAGGCUCAAGUAGCAUGCAACGUAUCUGAAAGGAAGUACAGUCUGAAAGCAAAACAAGCAGCUCCAUCAAUCAAUUACACUGUUUCAUGAUAUACCACAAGUUGCAGAUGGACUGUGCAGAUGAAAGCAUACAUUCCUGAUUUUUCUAAUAUUUAAAUGCACCACGUAUGGAAUAGAUAUGGAGACUUGUGUGUUCAAGUUCAUGCAUCACAUCCCUUUUUUAUUGUAUUUUUUUGUCCUUCCAAAAUAGGUCUCUCACACACACACACACACACACGCAUGCACGCACGCACGCACACACACACAACUGCCUGCAACUGCAUUGUGAAGGAUUUGCUUCUUUAAGUUAGCAUAACCUUUCGUAGUUGCACAAGUGGAAGAAUAACUAACUGCAUACACGCGUCUUUAAAAGACUCGCUGUCCAUUCAGAAAAAAGGUGCAACUUUGCACAUUUUCUUAAAAUGCCUGUGCUUAAUGUUUAAUCAUUUUCCUUAGAUGAGCUUCUGUUUUAUUCAAUUUUAAAGAAUUUUUUUAUCUUGACUUGGACUGCAUUAUUUUCUUGCAUAUAUGUUGCACUGCUUAAACCAAUAAGUGCACUACUGUUAACAGAGAUAUAGUUUUAGAAAAAUUGAUUUUUUUUUUCAUUUUUUGGAGGUCACACGAAUAGCGUCGUCCCUUCAUUCAGUAAUUUAGUAACUCUUGGCUUUUGUUAUUGCUUGCUUUUACCUACAGCAUAUAUUCUUGUGCUGUCUUAAUACAAGCUUUUGUUUUUAUUGAGACCAUUUGGUGUGCUCACCUGUGUUUGAAAUAUUUUAUGGGUUCAGUUCCCUACAGGACUUUUAUCUGAUCUUUUUAUUUUCAAAUUCGAAAGCAGUGCAGACUUUUCCUAUGAGAACAUAUAAGCCAAACAUCAUGAACAGUGAAACAACAGUAAUAAUAGUAUACAAUCUCCCAUCCAACCAAGUUGGUGGAGGUAAAAUGAAUAACUUAUAGGAUUAUUAUUAAUAAUAACACAAAUUUAAUAUGUGUGUGUGUGUGUAAAAUAAAUGACAUGUGCGUUUAAAGGUGGGAGAAGGUGAUGGAAUGCAGCUUCUGUAGUAACUGUCUUGUACACAGUUGUGUUCCUUCCUUGGUGUUUGUGUGUCUGUGGAUGUCUGUGUGUGGUAAUUAUUAGCCUAAUCAAAUAGUUGAUAAGUGGAAUUUCUCAACUGUAGGGCUUCCUUUGCAAUAUGCAGCACAGGUACUGUGGGAAACAGCUCUCCAAACCUUUUGGGCUAAUAAGGCACCUGUAACUUUUUAUUCUUUGUUUGUUAUUGUUUUUAUUUUUUCUGAGAGUCAAUCAAAGCUUAGGUCCAGCACCGCGAAAUUCAGUUUGGAGAAGCUGAACGUCUCAAUGCUUGAUGUCCUUAGCUAGUCGUGUGGAGUCAGUUUUAGAUAAUCAAUAAGCACCCAAUGGAUAAAUGUUCAAAAACAAACAAAAAAAAAAGAUUUCAAACACUGACCAUGCGUAGGGAGACGUGUUAAAAACACGAAGCGAGUCCUCAGUAAAAGUAGCACAUUAUUGAACAUUUGAUUGGGCCUGUCUUUAUAUGGUGUGUAUAUGAGCCUAAACUGUAUGGCUCCUAUUCGUAGCUGCUGUUGCCAGGACGGCAAUAUUGCUGCAUGCUAGUGCUAUAUUUGUCUCUACACAACACGUGGAGGGUAAUCUCAUGCCUUAACAGACAAUGCACUAAAACAGAAUAUGUAAGCAACUGCCGUGAUCAUCUUGUUUUUGUUUUCCAACAGUAUUGCCACUCGUAUGGCACGCAGCUCCUGACGUUUCGUUGUCCCUUCGAGUCGAACACUGCCAAACUAACAUCAUCACUUCUUAAACUAACAGCAAAGGCAGAGGCGGUGAACCGAACUGCUUCGGUGAUUGAGCAUUCCACCAUGGCACCUGAAAUUUGACGCAUUUUUUGUGUGAACACGUUUAUCAAAUGCACUAUUUGACUGUAGCUAGAUGAGUACAACCAUCCUUGUGCUGUCAUUGGUCUAAGUAGUAGUAGCUUGAUGUUGGUUCUUGAGAUGUUUGGUUUCACAAUUACACAAUCAGAUGUUUCUCUAUCCCUUUUAAUUUUGUUUCAGUUUUAGAUAAUGAAAGUAGCCAAUCUUCAUGUGAUCCGGAUGAGGGCUGAGAACUCGUCCCGUUGUCGGUUGACUUUUUGUAUCAUAGGGUGUUUGAUAGCAGACCAGGCUCGGAAGGGGAAGAACUUUUGCUCCGGUGUGUCAUAACGUGCUUUAGCAUAGCAUUACCCCCAUCCCCCCGUUGCAUUAGCAUCACGUGCUCUUCACUGUCCAUAGUUAUAUAUUCCUUAGAUUGCUUCAGCUAAUUGUGGUGGUGCUUAAUUCUUCUCUCGGUUGCAAGAAAAUGACAAAAAAAUAGUUUAAAGGUGUUGAGACAUUAUCCAGAGAAUAAGUCCUUAUCUCAAAUUUGUGCUUCUUCUAGUCGUAGGUCUAGACUCUUUAUGUUUGCAAAGUGUGCGCAUAUUUUCCAGAAAAAAAACAUGUUGAAAAAUAGAUGCUGAUAGCCUGCAGCUGAUUGUGUUGUAGUUUAAAUAUAUUCCUGUUUGUUUUGUUUAUCUUAGCGUAGAGACACAGGGUCUAACAAUACAAUGUUGUCCUUCUUGCAGUAAGUUUAAAAAAGUCAUUGUUGAGCUGAAUUAUUUUAAGGAUUCCUCCUGCUUCUCUGGUGGUCAUAAAUGGUGUUGUUCAUAGCUUCGCGUGGCUGGAUUAGUCGGUUAUUUUUUACAGUGUGCUAUGCUUUGCUUUGAGAUGAAUGGAAGAGAGUAACGGUGAGGGUGGUUUUUGAGCAUGUCUUUCAGUCCGUCUCCACACUUUUCUACUUACCUUUUUUUUUUUUACUUAAGUCGUAAAACUCAGAAAACUUCAGAAAACAGCGUUCAGAUGACACAUUUUUCUGUCCUUCCAUGAGUACACAUAAGAGUAAAAUAGUUCUUACAAAUAUUCUAUAUAUAUUUUGAGUAUCGCCAUGUCCACACAGAUAAAGAAUACAUUUUUUCAGAUAGUUUCAUAAAAUCGUAACCGCAGCUAGAAGAGUUUUAACCUUGUGGGAUAUAGGGAGUACGCCUAUCAAGUGCCUAUCAGUACAUACAGCAACUAUACAGAAUAUUCAUAGUUUUUCUCUCCUGCGUUGCACAAAAAAACAAUAUAUACACAAUGGAUUAUUAAAAAUAUACUAUUUAUACAAGUAGUUGUGAGUGCAGCAUCAAAGAACCCUUUAAAUUACCUGAAAUGUUUUAUUCAUAUACAGUAAAAAAUAAAAUAAAAUAAAUGACAUCCGCAGCUCUUUUCUGUGUUGUGCUUAGACCAUCUGGAGGACUUAAAGAUUUAAAAUGCAAUCACAGCUUCUUUUUCCUUUUCUGUUAAACAAUCUGACUUUUUUUUUUUUACUUAUUUUUUUAUAUUUACAGUUCCUGCCAUUUGCAAACAAGCCAUAAACCGGAAUGUGCUGUACACGUGUGAGUGGGGGGGCUGGUGAGCAGCAGGGGGAGACACACUGACAACUGGACGAGGGAACGUUUACACACCUGCCUCUCACAAUGAAAGAAAAUCCCGGUUUAAUCCGUGGGUUUUUAUUUAUUUUUCUGGAACGCCUUUGUUGGUAAAUAAUGCCAUUUUGCAGAUUAAAGCAGCGUCUUUAAAGCCAGCAGGAGUUCCCUCGGCUGAGUGUGAAGGUUUGCAGGUCUGUAGGAGCUGCUUGUAGCUGGUUUCAAAGUAUGCUUUGAUAAAAGACCUUUAACACGUGCAAACCAACCCCCCAGUUCCCCCACAAUGAUUAUUUAAGACGGUCAGGUUGUUUUGUUUUUUUAAUCUACAACCUAAAGUAAGAAAGGCCAUGCAGUGAGAAAUGUGGAAAAUUAAAUCAGUGCUAAAGUAGCUGAAAUUUUAAAUCACCUCGUGAAAACGAAAAAAAAAAAAAUACAUUUCUGGCGACAGAUAAACAGCGUUACUCUUUGCACAGCGGUCCUCAACUGGUUGGAUGAACAGCAUGGAAACAAAAAAUUAUGGAAGAAUAAAAUAAAAUAAAACAUAAAUCAAGUUACAGAACUGAGUUACUGCCAGAUAAAAAGAUUUUGGAAAGACUUAUUAUUCCGUCCCCUGUGGACUAAUUACCACAGUUUUCUCUCUAACCUUCUCCAACUUAGUGGCUGUGCCAGGUUUCGGGGAGGGGUGUGUUUUUAAAUUAUACCAUCAAUGUUAAAUUAAAAGUGAGAAACAGAGAAGCAGGAAGGACGGAUCCUUCUUCACGGGUUUUCAUUUAAAUUUCAGAAGUCGUGUGAAACCAAAAGCGAGUGAUUGGCUUCAUUUUGAAUCUUCAAAUCCUCUUUAAUGCAUCAGUUAGAAGUAAAUAGGAGAAAACAGUUUCAUAGACUUGUAGUGUUAAAGUGCAGCGUUUAAAUAAUAUAGGCAAUGUGAUAUAGCUAUCCCUGUCAUCCAGAGCAGCAUCUGUUCAGGUUGUGUCCAGAUCCUGUUUUCAUUUUGAGCUUUACAAACAGUCGAGCAGCAGAUUUUUUAAGUUCGAAACAGCCAAACUAAGCUACAACAUCUAGUUUUAUUCACAACAAUGCAGUUAUUACACCAGGUUUGAUUCAUCACCAGACCAAAUCUAGUCCCAUUUAGUCACCGGAGGAGAGCACAAACUCUAUUUCCUCGUUAACUCUUCUUCAUCCCACCGACGAGGGGACUCUGGCGUGUUUUAGCCUCCAAAGACUAAACACGCAGCCUUUUUGUGUUCUCAAGUCACUGCCGACUCCUUGGCGUAGUUCAUUGUGAUGGGACAAUUUAAAGUGUGCAACAGCGUGAUUAAAAAAACAACAACAUGCAUUCCUGCUUGAGUCCAGCACAUUCCAACUUCUCGUCUGGAAUUAGAUUUCUACGCUUAAUUAGUGAUAAUAUCACAUCAAAUCUCUCAUGGCUUUGUACAAAUCUGUUGCUUGUUUCCUCAUGUAACCAUCAUGUCACAAAUCAUCUUCAAGUACAGGAAGAUCCCCUUAAGAAUCAUAUCAGUGGGUUUCCACUGUUCGAAGCUCUGAGCACAGCUGAUUAUUCCAGUGUGGACUGGUUUUACGGGCCGUCACGCCACCGCUCUGACUGGCUUACUCUCACAGAACAGAGACACGCGUUAAAAAAAUCAAAUUACCUAAAGAGCCAAAACGAAAAGUCAAGGCUCUCAUCGCCAUGACGAUUACUCAGCCAACAAUGCAGACUUCGGUUAGAGAUGUUAGCGCAUCUGUAUGAAAGGUUGUAAAAUGCUAAUGUUAAAAAAAAUCACACAGAACACACACACAUACACACACACACAGCUGUAUUAGACAAUGUUUGUUUUUACAAACCAAAGAAGGGUUAAAAUGAUUUGAGUUUUUUGGAGAAAUGAGUUUUUAUUGUGCGUGUGGGGUUUUCUGCAAUCGGGCUCGAUUGCUGUAAUUUUAGUUUUCUUCUUCUUCUCUUGGCAGGGUGCUUGUGAAACGGCGUAUGUGCUUUGUCACCUGAUUGGUUGUUUAUAGUUUUGUGGUUGUGUUCAUUUGCCUAUCGUAGACCAAAAUAGAAUUUUUCUUUUUUAUAUGAAAUGCAACAAAACACACAACAAAAAAAGGAAUCUGACACAGUAGCUGUGAUGUAAACUAUGGCGUGUUCUAACGUGUAAGAUUGUCCCUCUGACAAAAUCCAAUCAUUUGUCUAACACACACAUUAAUGGAAACCCUUCUACAUCUUUUUAUUUCCUUUUUUGUGGGAUUACUGUAAACUAGUCUGAUUUUUACAGCAGGUUUCUUUAAAUAUUGGCACUGUCGAGUAUUUAUAAUCUGUCCCUAAAGUACUAAUCUGACAUUGUGGCUUAAAAUCCUUUCAGCCAUUUAUUUUUUACUUGAGAUGGACCAAGAUUUAAAAGUUUGCACAUUAUUUGUAGGUUUUCUAUUGAAGCCAAAAAAGUAAAAGCAACACACAAUUUUCAAUCUCAACGGUUUAACAAGUCAACUUUCUCAAAGGCAAAAGAAAUCAACAGAGCCACCCAUCAAUAUGUUACCAAAACCAAAUUCAAGAUGGAUUCAACCAUCAUAAUAUAAACCCAAAAAGCAUUUUUUACCAAGUGAUUUUUUGUAUGGACACUCAUAUUUUUCGAGAAGAAUGUAAAGCUUUGGACAAAUUAGCAUAUUUGGCUGCAGAAAAUAUUUUAUCUCUGUUAAGUUUUAACUCUUGGUAACUGCUGUAUUCAGUAAAUCACGUGGUUCUCAAACGGGGAGUUAAAUUACUGUAAGCACAGCAAUGUUUUAUAGAAGAUGAAAAAAUGACUAAAACAUUGUACCACUUCAUACAGUAUACCCAAAAAACAAAAACAGUUUCUCCUUUUCUUUUUACAUCGGGCUUUUUGCUGCCAUAUCAUGUAUGUAGAUGCUUUUGUACACAUGCACUUGAGUUUAACUUUGAGAUGUGCUUAUGAAUAUGUGUGUAUAUUUUGUUUUCUGGCUUAUGUUAGCUUGAUAUUUGAAUAUUUCCCCACAAAUUACUACUUGGAUUUGAAUCUGAACGUGGCAGAAGUGGAGCUGUUGUAGUCAAAAGGUAGUUUAAACAUCCAAACUAAGCAACCCUGAAAUGUAUGCUGCAGUAAUGUGUGUUCAGUUUAUUUUUUAUAAUUUAUGCUCCAAGUUGGUUUGUAUUUUAUUAUUAUUAUAUUAUUAUUAUUAUUGUUCGUACGAAAUGAAACAAGCUUGUUUGAAAUGUGUUGACUGCUGUUUUGAAAUAGGGGAUAAAGUUAGUUUUUAGGUAUGCGCAAGGACGUUUUUUUUUUAAUAAUAUGAUUUGUCAAACACUGGACUGGAGUGAGUUUUCCAACAUUUCCAAGCUGAGAGAUGUAUUUGACAAACGUAACUGCACAGAUGACGCCCGUUAGCCCAUUAGCCCGUUAGCAUAGAUGUGAGCUUCGCCUGUUUACUGGAGAGGGUGACACUUGAAUGCCGCUGUCCUCCCGUUCAAAAUAGGAGCCGUUAGAAUGUCAAAAGUAAAGGUUAAGACGUUGAUUUGUGCUGGUUAUUUGUGUUGUGAUGGGUUAUUUCCAUCCAUCCAUCCCUGGACAGAGUGCCAGUCCAUCGCAGGGCAACAGAGACACACAGGACAAACAAUCACACACACUCACACCUAAGGACAAUGUACACAGACCAAUCAACCAUAUGGGCCAUUCCCAUCUGUACCGGGUCGGCCCGGGCCGGGUAGCCCCAGUCGGCCCCAGUCGGCCCCAGCCUGGCCCGGUUGAUUCCACACAUCCUUGUCUUAAGCCCAUGUGGGCUGAUUCUACCCACCAAUCAGAGGCUUGCUCUAAUGGAAGGUGUGAAUUUGCUGUCAGCAGUGGGUGUGUUGGCCCUGGUCGGCCUGAAGCAGACCCCCUCGAGAAGAGGGCUGAGAAUGAGCCUUGGUUGGCCCGGGAAAAUGCCAGGCCACCCAGAUAUGUAAACAACCUACGCUACCCGGCCCGGGCCAACCCGGUACAGAUAGGAAUGGCCCAUAACAGUCAUGUUUUUGGACUGUGGGAGGAAGCCGGAGUACCCAGAGAGAACCCACGCAUUCACAGGGAGAACAUGCAAACUCCAUGCAGAAAGAUACCAGGCUGGGAAGCGAACCCAAGACCUUCGUGCUGCAAGGCAACAGCUCUAACCACUGUGCCACUGCGCAGCCCUGAUGGGUUAUUUAUGAUAGGAAAUAUUUAUUAGGAGGUUUCCUUCCAAAUUGUUGCACGACAUAGACUAGUGACGUUUUUUUUUUUUUUUUUUUUUUUUUUUUUACAAAAGAACGAGUGCUUUUUUGAGUCUUCGUAAAGGGACACCACUUCAUAAAUAAAACUAGCUAACAAACAUUAGAGCAGAUUGUUUCAUCAGACCAAACACCACUUAUCAAACCAGAAAAGAGAUUUGCACUAGACUGAUUUUGGUCUUCUUCUAUCAAAAGCAAUAUGAUCAACUACUCAUUUCUGAACCAUAGAAUCGCACGUUUGUCACCUGAAGUGCGAAUGGCGAUAUUUGACUUUUUGUUUUCAUAGGUACAGAAUGUGUUGCCUUUCGAGGUGCACAUCCACAUGUUGUUUGUAGCAGGGUUUUUAUUAUUGAUUUUUUUUUACCCAGCACUAUCCCAAGUAUUAUUGUCCAUGACUGAGUGGCAUUAAAACAGUUGUUUCCUCCUCCUGUGAUUAUUUUGGACAAACCACACAGCUCUUGCAGAGAUCCUAAGUGGGGAGACGGGAUGUGAGGAAAAAGAAUCAUUCACAAUGAGUCAGUGUCAGUCGUCUGCAUCACACAGGCUCGAAACGAAACUAAAAACCAAAAUCUAAAACCCAGCCUACACCCUUCUCUUUUAGAAGCACGGAUCCUAGAUUUUUGCAUAUUUGGUCACUUUGAGUGCUUUUUGUUUCCACUAAGAUGCUGCAAAUUUACAAAAAAACAUGCUUUAAAGUAAAUCAGUAAUAUCUCUACACACAUCAUUUGGCUUUUUGUCUACCAAAAUGUAUGAAAUCGUCUACAACGGCCAAUAAUUUUGUCACAAUUUUGUUGACGUGUCAAUUUUUCAAUAACUCACACACACACACAGCAAAACUUCACCAUUCUAUCUGGAUGUAGUGGCUUUUCCUGUUUUCUCCGCUUUGUGGUGUUGUUGAAAGAUGUUGCGGUUUGACUAAAUAUGUUGCGUGUUAGAGGAAGCAUAUAAGUAUGUGCCUUCUUGUUAUCUCCUUGGUGAGCUUGUUAUUAUUGAGAUGCUGAAGCCAGCCAAUUGUGUUUGCACUAAAACCAAAUUGCUUUUUUUGUGAUGUUAGACUAUUUAAGCAAGCUUGUUGCGUCACUUUAACCGUACAGUAUGCAUGAGGGUGAAAUUUGGUAAGUCUAGGGCUAGAGCUCUCAUCUGUUGAUCUGUAAAACCAGUGCAGCUUAGAGGAUCUUGUGAAUAUAUCUCGGCUUAGUUUCACGUUUAGUUUUCAAGUCCAUCUCCUUACACAUCCACUUUUAUUGUUUGUUGUUGUUUUAUUUUUAUUUUUUACAAUUUCAGCAGUAAAAUCACAUAAAACCUGAAAAAAAUCAAAUCACAUAUACCAUGAAUACAGCUUUUACUUUCACAUGCCACAGUUUGAGUUACAUAACUGCAGAAAAUAUCUUCUUUUCCAAAUCCAUGGGAAUGCAUGAGUAUACGAGGUCGCCUCAAGACUCUUGGUCCAAUUUUUGUAGGUAUUUUGCUAAAUUUGAACACAGUUUUUCAGCAGCAUCUAAAAAAGGCCUACAUGUCUUACAGUAGCACCUUAUUCAUGUCAGUCCACAUUUGGUAAAACAACAAUAAAAACAUGCUGGCAGUUUAAUAUCGCGGAUUUAGCACCUUACUACACAGCAUGUUUUCACUUUAUGCCAGUUUAGUUCCACUUCCAUAUGUACGAUUUCAAACUAAAUCUCAUAUUUUGUGAAACAGUUUUUAAGGGACGUGCCAAAGUUUGGAGGCGAUCUCUCGAGUGUUUAUGCGCAUCAUUUUCCUUUCCACCUUCAGUUAUACCAACCGUAUGUCGAAACUUUCCUAUAAACAGUGUGUGGAAAUCAAUUUAUCUCAGCAAACAGUAUCAUUACUUGCCAUUUUACAAUAAGCCCUGUAUUUCACAUAUAUUUACCAGUGAUGUGUAUUUGUUAUUAUAAAAGAAAAUAGCCGUAAAAGCUUCAUUAUGUUACAUAAUAUUGUGACUUUUUUCGAAAAACUGUGAAGACUUAUCUUGCAUAUACUUUAUAAAGAAGUAUUAAGCCUUAAUACAAAAGACUAAAAAAAGUGUGGAAGAAUAAACUGAUUGUUGCUAAGUAAGGAUGAUUUUUGUAAAUGUUACCAGCACUUUUUUUGUAAUUUUCACUCUGAGGUAUUGUACAAGUUCAAGCUGUUUGUGAAGUUUGAUUAUGAAGGAAUAAAAACUAGUACUUUCCUGUACUUCACAGAACGUCUUGUUGCUUUUUUCUUUUUGUCUUCAGUCUCUUCUCACGUACUGAUGCUGUUGUGACGCAUUGACGUCACACCAGUGACGUGUAGAGAUUUCUAACAAUAGAAUAGAAGAGCUAUCGUCAGAGCGGAGACAAAUGUUAUAGCAGCAAAGCUGUCAUUUCUACAUGACAUGGUUAUUUACAACAAAAAACUGUUAUUCGUAGCAGAAAUGAGGUAGCGGCAGCACUUCCUGCUCAAAGGACAACUCUUCCUGUUGGAUUUUUGAAAUUAUUAAAACAGACAACCAUGUAAAAUUUUGUAACUUAACUCAAAGAUAAACUGCUAUGAGACGUUAGCCUGGCAAGUCAUCCUGUUAAAGAGAGAGCACAAAAAUAGGACAUCCUAGAUCUGAAUGAAUGAAAUAUUCUUAUUAAAUACUUUGUUCCAUACCAUACCAUAGUUUAUUCAUUUAGCACGUUUAAAACGCAGCAUGGGAGCUGCCCAAAGUGCUGCACAGGCUGGACCAAAACACGACCAAUCUUAGCAACUAAAACAGAAGAUAAAAAUACUGAUCAAAAGCAGAUAAAACAUGAGGAAUACUAAGAACAAUAAAACACUAAAACGAGUCACUGUCUAAAAGCCGCAUCGUAGAAGUGGGUCUUUAAACGAGAUUUAAAAACCGCCAAUGAUGGAGCCUGUCGGACUAUAAUGGGUAGAGACUUCCACAGCUGUGGGGCAGCAUGUACAAAUGCUCAUUCACCCCGUGGUUUGUAACGCAUCCGAGGCGUGCAAAGCAGCAGGAGGUCAGCCGACCUCAACGUGCGCGUGGGUACAUAGGGAGUGAGCAGGUCAGAGAGAUAGGGAGGUGCCAGGUCGUUGAGCGUUGUGCUUUAAAGACAAAAGUCAAUAACUUAAACUGUUCUUUACAUAGUUGAAUGGGCUGACAAUAAAAUCACACAAAAUGUAUCUAUGGAAAUCUAAUUUAUCAACCCAUGGAGGUCUGGAUUUGGAGUCACACUCAAAAUUAAAGUGGAAAAACUCACUACAAGCUUUAUCCAACUUUGAUGUGAUGUCCUUAAAACAAGUCAGGAUGAGGCUUCAUGUGUGUGGCCUUCAUGUGCCUGCAGAAGAAGAAACCAUCUUCUAAAUAGCACCACGCAAGAUAAAUAUGAGGAACAUCACAAGAACAAAAUCUUUAAAUAAUUGAAAAAGUAUUAAUAUUGUGAAUUGGAAAAGGAAAGAGAAAAUGGUUAUCAGUGGAUCCCAGGAAAGGCGGAAAUGGUAGAAAGCAGAAUAAGGAGAGGGUGGUGAUGAAGGUCAUACAAAAGCCAGCUUGAGUUUUCAGCUGCUUUUUAAAGGAGACCACUGAGUCCACUGAUCUCAGGCUCAGGGGGAGAGGGGUCCAGAGUCUGGGGGCCACAGCAGCAAAUGAUCUGUCACCCUUGGUGUUUAGCCUGGUGCUGCACAACCAGUAGGCUUUGGUCACUGGACCUCAGGGACCUGCUGGGGGUGUAGGGACUUAAGAUCACCAAUGUAAGAUGGUGCUUGUCCAUGUAAGGCCCUAUAGACCAGAACCAGGAUCUUGAAAUUAACCCUGAAGUUGACUGGCAGCCAAUGAAGCUGGAGGAGAAGCAGGGUGAUGUUGGUGUGUUUGGAGGACUUGGUCAGAAGCCGAGCACAGGCAUUCUGAACCACCUGUAGACGGUUCUGGGAGGCUUUGCUCAGACACGUGAAAAGAGAGUUACAGUAGUCUAAGCGUGAGGAGAUGAAGGUGUGGAGAACUGUCUCAAGUUCAGAGCAUGAUAGAAUUGGACUCAGCUUUGCAACGUUCCUUAGAUGGAAGAAGGAAGAGCGAAAACUGUAUGACCUUCCUACAAUACCUGGGCAUGCUUCUGAUGAGGUGGAAGAUGAUCUCCUAAUGGAUCUCCUAGACCUGGACUACAGCAACUGCCAACUCCUAGACAGUCUGUGGUGCAACAUUUGGUGGAUGGAGCGAGCCGCGAUGUCCCAGAUGUGCUCAAUUGCCACACUCCAGCCACAAUAGGUCUAGCUUUGUCUUGCAUUAGGAGAAACCCAGGGCCAACCGCACCAGCAUAUGGUCUCACAAGGGGUCUGAGGAUCUCAGUACCUAAUGGCAGUCAGGCUUCCUCUAGCGAGGACAUGGACAUGUGGCGCCCAAAAGAAAUGCCACCCCACACAAUUACUGACGCUCUGCAAAACCAGUUAUGCUGGAGGAUGUUGCAGGCAGCUGAACGUUUUCCACGGCGUCUUCAGACUCUGUCACGUCUGUCACAUGUGCUCAGUAUGAACCUGCUUUAAUCUGUGAAGAGCACAGGGCACCAGUUGAGAAUUUGCUAAUUUUGGUAUUCUCUGGCAAAUGCCAAGUGUCGUGCACGAUGUUGGGCUGUAAGCACAACUCCCACCUCUGGCCCUCAUACCACCCUCAUGGAGUCCGUUUCUGACUGAGCAGACACGUGCACAUUUGUGACCCGCUGGAGGUCAUUUUGCAGGACUCUGGCAGUGCUCCCCCUGUUCCUCCUUGCACAGAGGCAGAGGUUGCGAUCCUGCUGGGUUGUUGCCCUCCACGUCUCCUGAUAUACUGGCCUGUCUCCUGGUAGUGCUUCCUUGCUCUGGAGUGUAAAGCAUUGAGUGAAAGCACAGCCAGCAUUCAAAAGUGACCAAAACAUCAGCCAACAAGCACAGGAACUGAGAAGGGGUCUGUGGUCACCACCUGCAGAUCCACUCCAUUAUUGGGGAUGGCUUGCUAAAUGUCUAUAAUGUCCACCUGUUGUCUGUUCCAUUUGAACAAUAGCAGUGAAAUUGAUUGUGUUGCGUCCUAAGUGGACUGUAUGAUUUCAUAGAAGAGUGAUUGACUUGGAGUUGCACUGUGUUGUUUAAGUGUUCCUUUUAUAUUUUUGUGCAGUGUAUGUAAAUAUACAGUCUGGCCAGUGCUAGGACCAAUCAGAACAACAGGACAUGCUUAGACCAGCUCAGUGGCUUAGUGCCCUAGUGUCCGCCCUGAGACCAGGAGAUUGAGGGUUCAAAUUCACAGUUGGGUCAUGCCAAAGACUUAAAAGAAACUGGACUCAGUGCCUCCCUGCUUGACACUCAGCAUCAAGUGGUUGGAUUGGGGGGUUAAACCACCAAAUGGUUCCCAAGCAUGGCUGUGUCUGCAGCUCACCACUCCCCCAGGGUCAAAUGCAAACAAAUUUUACACACUUGUGUGACUUUCACUUCACUCAUCAGUAUGGAAAUCAGUCAAUAGGGAGUCUGCCAUACACCAUCAAAGACGAAGAAGCAAAUGCAUCCUUUUUCACAAUACAGGACUUAAGUAUCGGCUCAUGUCUCUAAAGCCUGAGUCAUGUUUCUCCGUCAGCUCCAAAAAGGAGAGACACGCACGCACGGACGGAGACAUUUAGCCCUCAUACUUCUCCGUCUCCUGGGGAGUGUUGUAAAGCAAUUCCCCGCCAGGACCACAGAGGGCGUAGUGCUGUUCUGUGGUAUCCUGUCAUGUAUCCGGUCCAAGAUAGUGUGCUUAUAUUGUGUUUUUUUGUAUAUAAGAAACUUUUUAGCACGGACAAAUUUGUCUCUCAUUCUCCUCCACCUCUUCAUGUGCUCGUGACGUCUAAACCCACGUUUCCUGUCAUUUCCGUCCACAAAUAAAAUGCUUGCUGCGCAACUUUUCUCUCCUCCAGUCACGGGGGAAUUAAACGUUCAUAUUUUUAGAGUUUUUUCCCGAGGUAUUCUUCAAGCUUCUUCAUGUCUCCCGCUAGUUAUCCUCGGCUCUCUUUAUGUUUUUGAGGGCGCAAUGGCGGCGGUGUAGACGACAGCGGUGCCCUGACCAAUCACAAGCUUGCGUUCUCCGUCUCGACGGACGGAUGUUUAGAAAAGAGAGCUCGGCUCCGUCCGUUCUUGCGGGGGCUCUCCAGCAGGCCCACAAGGACGGAUAAUGGCGUUGCGUGCCUCCGCACUGACGCAGAAGCAUGACUCAGGCUUAAGAAACGCCCAAAUCUAAAUGUUCCAAAGCCGUCUCAAACAAGAGAUGUUCCCGAGCCGAUGCCAUGCUUGUUGUUUUUCUCUGUCACAGCUCUUGCAAGACCAUCCGACAAACCUCUACAAACAGAGCGCCGUGAUUGGCCCAACAUUGAAUUGUUUGAGCCAAUGGUAGACCUGCUGAGGAUACAAUGGAGCGUGUCUAGACCUACCUGCUACGGUUUGUCUAGAUUUCUAGGUUAAUGAAAUGUUUGAGAUUACAUUUGUUUUAGGUGAUAGAAAUCCACUGAUUAGCCAUUAGCUUGUCAGUUGUAAUCUAUUUCUAUAAACUUAGGUUGUUCAUAGAGGUAUUUAAAACAGAUAUGAAAGAUUCACCGAAACCCACUUUCCUUCAUGCCUGUCCAAAAAGGCUUUCACGUGAGAUUCAUGAAACCACAAAAGCUUCAAGUUCAGAACGAUGAAGACGCUCGUUGCUAAAACUGAGUCUGAUAGUUGCCUGGUGGGUAAAUACAGUGGAAUGACAGGCUGGAAUGUAUCCCAGAAUGCACAGAGCAGAAGGCAGGAAACACCCUGGACGAGCUGCCAGCAAGUUACAAACCUACAAAUGACUAAUACCCGAGUCAUUCUUUAAUUCACACCUACGUGCACUCCAAGCACGCAGAUUCACAAGUGUUUGAACUGUGGGAGGAGACCGAUACGGGCGGCGUAGAGGCUUCACACAGGAAAAAAGCAGGAGUGGGUGUGAAGUUCUGCUGUGAGGCUUUACACUACGACACCCAGCUGCUGACAGAUCAUAAAUAAAAUCCACAAAAGGGAAAAAAAUUCAAACAUUUCUCACAGGAAAACUGAUCUGUUCAAAAUGAAGAAGAACUUUUCAGCAAAAGAGAAGCUGGAUCCAAAAGUGCCAUCAUAUAAAAAUGCCCCUCAACCUUUAUCAGAAAAGAACAUGUUUGAAAGCUCUAUACUGAUAAGCUCCGAUCGCAUUUAUUAAAUUGAAUUAGUCUUACAUAAUUAAAAUUUCUUUGAUCCCUUUUAGAAAUGAUUAAUUCACCUUUUCUAAACAAUUAAAAAACAAAUAUUGAAAAAUGACUGCAAAGAAGAAGAAAGUAUCAUUGCUAUAGCGCCUUUCAAGAUAAAAAUCACGAGGCGCUUCACAAAAAAAAAAAAAAAAAAAAAGUAAAAAUAUAAAAAAUCAUUUAGAAAAUGUUUAAAAAAUAUUUAAAAUGAGCAAAAAUAGGCAAUUGGGAUUUAAAAGAAAAAAUGUUAAGAAAGAGAGAGAGUGAAUGGGAAAGAGGGAAAUCAGUGGAUCCUGAGGAAGGUGGAAUAGGUGGGGAGAGCAGAAUAAAGAGAGAGGUGAAGAAGGUCAUACAAAAGCCAGCUUGAACAGGUGAGUCUUCAGCUGCUUUUUGAAGGAGACCACUGAGUCCACUGAUCUCAGGCUCAGGGGGAGAGAGUUCCAGAGUCUGGGGGCCACAGCAGCAAAUGAUCUGUCACCUUUAGUCUUUAGCCUGGUGCUGCACAACCAGUAGGCUUUGAUCACUGGACCUCAGGGACCUGCUGGGGGUGUAGGGACUAAGAAGAUCACCAAUGUAAGAUGGUGCUUGUCCAUGUAAGGCCCUAUAGACCAGAACCAGGAUCUUGAAAUGAACCCUGAAGUUGACUGGCAGCCAGUGAAGCCGUCCAAGAGUGUCAUUACUCCUGGAAACGUCAAUAAAUGAAAACAUUCUCAUGCAUUAUUAUUUUUUGAUGAGAGUGAGUUUCAUUUUUUAUUUGGGAUCUCAAUUGCAAUAAUUUAGAGGAAGAACUUGUUCUGGUUUUUAAGUUUAGUGUCAGCAAACUAAAACAGUUCAGUUUUGGAUUAAGAAUCGAUAUUAGAAUAAACUAACAUAUCAAUGAAAUAAACGUUUGUUAUGACUAAAAUAGCCUUUUAAUAUUUCUGAAUGUUUUAUUCCCACAGAGGGACUAACUUGUCCCACAGCAGCAGCUGGAAAUGAUCAUUUAAAUUCAAUUCAAUUCAAAUCCAAAAUUACUUUAUUAAUCCCAGAGGGAAAUUGAUUGCUGUAGUAGCUCAGAAUAAUAAUAAUAAUCAAGUCAUCAAAGAGUUGUUGUAUAUUACAAUGGCUGUUGGCAGGAAGGAUCUCCAGUAGCGGUCAGUGUUGCAGCGAAACUGAAGAAGCCUCUGACUGAAGACACUCUUCCGUUGUCGGACAGUCUUGUGAAGAGAAUGCUCAGGGUUGUCCAUCAUUUUCUUGAUUCUCUGGAGAAUCCUUCUUUGCAUUAUCUCCUCCAGUGGUUCCACUGUCGUCCCCAGAACAGAACCAGCCUUUUUUAUUAGGCUGUUGAGCCUUUUCAGGUCCCUGCUUCUGAUAUGCUGCUACCCCAACAGACGAUGGCUGAAGAGAUUACACUCUCAACAACAGACUUGUAGAAGAUCUGCAGCAUCUUGCUACAGACAUUGAAGGACCUAAGCGUUCUCAAGAAGUGCAGUCUGCUGUGUCCAUUCUUGUAAACAUUUGGUUAAGGUAAAGAUUUGGCUGUUAAGCAUUUGGUUGCUGUGUGUCUUAAAACCAUGAGUUUAUUAGAGGUUAAUUAGUUUUAGUUACGGUCUAAUAUCAUUUUUCUUAUGGCUCCUAAUUGUGUGAGGCAUGUUUAUUUGUGCUGAGACAAAUAGAAAUAUUUCACACUCUAAAAUGUGGAAUUCUGUGCGGGUACAAAAAAUAAAAAACCUCCAAGAAAAGGAUACAUCUGCUGAUUACCAAGUCAGUAUGAAUAAUUUUUGCCUUUUCUUUUCUGUAAGAUUCCAGGGACACAAUGAGAUUUGCUGUAUAAAAGGUAAGUGAAUAGUUGUGAAGUGUCUAAGCCAUUCAUCACACUUUCUUAUAAUGAACACAAAUUCUUUCAGGUAAAUUCUUUAGAUGAAUUUGAUUUUUUCUUUUUAAAUACAUUUAUGUCGAAAUCCUGUUUUAAAAGGUUUGUGAAGCUUUUCUGCCUUUGUGUGACGAGACACCAGGAGAGGCUGGUGGAGAAGCCGGUUCAGUGUUCGUAUGGUUCUGAGUUCUGCAGCACCAGAGCAUCUUCUCAGCUGGGAUUUAACUUGGUUACAGUGGAGAGGCCUCGUGACCCAGUGGUGACCUCUGAGAAAGUCAAAAACACACCAGCAAGCUGGACUACUGGUGCUUUUGGGCUAUUAAAAGAGAAAUCUGAGAGGUGAUUUUAACACUUUGCUACUCAAACUAAAACAAAGUUAAAAAUGACCAUAUCACUUCCCACCAUCAGUAAAAAAUAAACCAUCGGGCUCCAUCUGCUGAGCUGACCUUAAUAUCUCAGUUUAUACCACAAAAUCUGGAUUUUCUUGUAAAUAAAUUCUACAUGACCCUUGACGAAAACUCCUUUGGCAGAUCACUUACUUUUUUCCUCCAUUCUAAUUCUCCACACUGGUGUUUUUAAAUCACUCGUCGGCUCUCGUCCUUCUCUUGAAGUAGUUUUUUUUUCCAUUCAAGACUGGAGCGUGAUCCGACUUUGUCCUCUGUGGGUGAAAAUGUUCAUCCUUUCACUGAAGUGACAUCCUCACGGACACAUCUAACCAAUAAAAUCAGAUAAGUGAUUACAUAUGCACCUAUUCAUCACGGGUCCUCGUUUGUGUGGCUGUAAUCUGAAGCAUCUAUGAACACAUGAGGCUUGCCUCCCUUGCUCAUAUUCUUUUGAAUAACAUUUAUUUUAAAGUUUGUCUGAGGUUCACACCUGGUGGUUCCACUUUCUUUCCUCUGGUGCCACCUACUGGGCAGUUGGGUUCAUGUUGCAGCAGAAUGGACUAAAACCACAGAAAAUUUAAAGAACUAAUGACUUCAGCAAAAACUAAUCUGCAGCAGUUCUCAAUUCUGGUCCUUGAGGGCCAGUAUCCAGCAUGUUUUCAUUGUGCCUCUGCUCCAACACACUUGAUCAGCAGCUCAUCUGGUUCUGCAGGCCAUUUAGCACCGGCUGAUUAAAAUCAGGUGUGUUGAAGCAGAGAAACAACCAGAGUAUGCUGGAUUCUGGCCCUCCAGGACCAGGAUUGAAAACCCCUGAUCUUCAGGGUGGUUUUCUCCCCUUCAGUGCUACUGAUAGUCUGUAACCAUGCUAAUGCUAGUCUUAAGGUGAGAAAUUCUUUCAGCAAAUCUCCCCAAGUACGCAUCAGCAGCUCUCUCCAGUCUCACGUACGAAACAGUCGUUUGUAGCGGAGUCCUCACUUAACAUUUAAGGUGGUUUAUCGAGUUCAUAGGGAACAUACACACACACUAUCCUAGGGAGUGAUAACAGUCAAAUCAGAAAGGCUCAGUAAGAGCUUAGCGUGAGUAAAUAUAGCAGUUGGGCCUAAUCCUCUGCAUUAUCCAGUGUGCUCAUCAUGCUAUGACAGUGGACGAAACAGUUCAUAAGGCAUUAAGGUUGUUCCCCAGAAUAGAUUUAUUCACGUUGGGACCAGACAGACCUAGUGAAUGACACAAGGAGGUAUUCAUAUUUGUUUAUGAGGAAUGACAUUGGUAAAGAGGGUGUGGAACGUUUUAAAAUCAAAGAUGCACAACGCACAGCCAUUUCUCACGGCUACUGGUGAGGUGCUAAUUUGUUCCCAUAAAUAAGGCAGAAUGCAAAGUCCAUAGAAAUGGAAAGUUAAUACAUUUAGCCAAAUUGGACAGUGAUGUGACAUGAAGACUUAGAUGUAUUUCUUCAUCUCAUCGUACAACACCAGCACAAAGGCCCCACCCAUGCCUCUGAGCACGUUGGACCAGGCUCCCUUGAAGAAAGCCUUGCCACCUUCGUCGCGUGCAAUCUUGCGCCAGCAGUCAAUGGUCCCACUGUACAUGAUGUCGGCUGAAGGAAAAACAAAAAAACAAGUUAGACAAAAUAAUGAAUGCAUUUAACUUCUAUCUCAGUAGAAGCACGCUACGAACCACAAACAUUCCAAAAGGUUACAAACUCACCUCCUUUGCGUCCGGACUGCAUCAUCAUGCGUCUACGAACAGUAUCGAAGGGGUAUGAAGUCAGGCCAGCAACAGCCGUUACAGUCUGUGCGAUCAUCCAGCUCACCAGUAUGUGUGUGUUCUUGGGGUCUGGAAGCAUACCUGUAAACACAGGAGAGGAAACACUCUAAACACCCAGAAACUACAGACUAGUCCACCAGAGGCUAGCCAGCGUGACACCAACAUACCCUUAGCCGUGUCAUAGAUGCCGAAGUAUGCUGCCCUGUAGAUGAUGAUGCCCUGCACUGACACGUUGAAGCCUUGGUACAACCCUUUCAGACCAUCAGACCUAAAGAUCUUCACCAGGCAGUCACCCAGACCCUUGAAUUCUCGCUCCUGUCCUGCCUUUCCCACGUCCGCUGCCAGACGGGUACGGGCAAAGUCGAGGGGGUACACGAAACAGAGAGAGGUGGCUCCAGCGGCGCCACCGGAGGCAAGGUUACCAGCAAAGUACCUCCAGAACUGGGCGCGCUUGUCAACACCAUCAAGGAAGAUCUUCUUGUACUUGUCUUUGAAGGCAAAGUUGAGGGCCUGGGUGGGGAAGUAUCUGAUGACAUUGGCGAGGUUACCUCUCCAGAAGGACAGGAAUCCCUGCUCCCUGGGGAUACGGACAACGCAGUCCAUGAUACCUUUAUACUGCUUGUCUACGGUGAUCUGUUUGCUGGCAUGCUGGACCUGAAAUGAAAAAUAAAGAAUAAACCAUGGCAUCAACAAAAAGAAAAGGACAGCCAAUCAACAGGUGGGCACACGACACUGUCCUUUUGACGUGACCUUUACCGCAGUAACAAGCAGUAAAAGUUGUUGAAAAGUCCACGACUGUGCUCCUAAUCAGAGCUAUCAGUGUUUAUUGGCAAUCACCGAUGAGGAUGGGGCUUCAGUGUAGGACUAAAAAAUGUUUUUCCUAUGUCCUUUUCACAAGAAUAAUUAUUUAUUUUAUUCAUUUAUUAGUAGUUAAAACUCAACAGAUAACGUGUCUAAACUUAGAUUUUUUCCAACUAUUAGUUUUAGUUUCAUGUACUGACGCUGUCCUAGUUACUGUAGAGUGAACGAAUGCUGUCCAUUAGAAUUAACUAAUAAACCAGGUCACUUAUUAGAGAAACAAGCAAACCACAUAGCUGUAAACCUCACUGAUCCUUUCCCUUAAAGUCUUUCACUUUUAGACACGUUCAUGUUUCACGUAUGUUGUAAAGAAUACGAGCUGAAGCACUUAUCAGAAAUAGGCGACUUAAAUCAAAAGAACUAGCAUAAGCUAACCCACACUUGUCCAGAACUAAACGAGACAAAAAGUACUAAUAGAGUUAGUUUAGUGUUGACAGGAUCAAUAAAUAACGCGUUCCAACUCUGCAUCACUUAUCAGUCUGAAGCGGAAAGGGAUGUAGCACUGGUUGACCCGGCCUUUCAUCUUUAACCGGUACAUUAGCCUCCACUGUGAUUAAGUAGUUAAAAUGAAGACGAAACGGUACAUACAACGUUGUUUUAUAACUCCAAGCAAAAUGUAUGAGCUUUAAAUAAACUGACCGGGUCACAACCGGUUUGAACAAAGUGUACCAACGUCUCUAAAUGUGUUUGUCCUUUGUUAGCAGCCGGGCUCCUGUAGGUCAUUUAGCCUUCUAUGAUGACCUCAAAUCUUUUAAUUCAACAAUAUUUUUUAAUACCUAACUUUUCUUAUCUAGCAGCAUUAAUUAAGGAAACACGGUAACCUCUGAGCCGGUGGAUGUGUCAGUAAAGCACGCAGCGACCCAUAGGGCGUUCUUUAGCGACUAGCCGGCUAACGCUGGGAACCUUCCGGAAGUUUUACCUGAAGGAGAAGCUUCACUCUCUCAAUCGGGGCGACGGCUGUUUUAGAAAUGGCAGCGGAAAUGCCGCCAGCCAAGAAGUCCUUAGCGAAAGAAAUGGCCUGUUCACUCAUGUUGCGAUGUUCUUGAUGUGCCUUUCAGGUAACCAGUAUACACGCUGUAUCCCCACUGCCCUUUAUGGCUGAUGGCCUGCACCGACGAAA